AUGGAUGAAAAUACAAAAAUCGAAACUUUCUUGGAUUCUUUUAUAAGUAACGGCAAUGCUACUCAAGAAGAAGCAGAUAAAGUACUUAAAAUAUUUAAUCAACAUUGGAUUCGCAGAUUAAAGGAUUGUAAGGUGUUUGACAUAAAAUCUUUAGAAGAAAAAGGCAUUCCUGCAUUGAAUCUGGUAAGUGAAACAUCAUAUGAGAGAAUGUUUGAUACUCAAUAUAAGGAAAGAGGAAUUGGUGGCACAACUUAUCGGGAGGAAGCAUUUACAAACUUUGAAGGUGUUGAUGUGAAUAAUGAAAUUCAGGUGUUAUACAAACCAGAAGGUGCAUCAGCCUGUCUAUUUGGUGGUGACAAGUUUUGGGACACUGUCAAGAGAGUUCUACAGGGUGGUGGUCUCCACAUUGUUGCUUUUGCAUCCUAUGGAUAUUGGGGAGCAUAUAGUGGACCAGGCCAUCUUAAAACUAUAUCUCCUUUUGACUUAGAUGAAAUUAAUACUUGGAAUUUUGAAGAUGUUCAGUAUUCUGAACAAGAUGCAGUUGCAGACCAUCUGAUCAAAACAAAUGUUCUUUCAGACUUCCAUCAAGAAUAUUAUUUGAGAAACAGGAAACUUGACUUCACAUCACCACUAGUCCAUGUAGCUUAUCUUCAGGAACAUCUUGGAUCUAGAACCCAUGUACACACUUUACCAUAUCCUUUUGAAGAUUUUAUCAAGAAGGUGUUUGAAUUAAUGAGCCCAGAGACUUUCAAGAAAACCCUUUGUGUGGGUAAUGAUGGUCAACUGCUGGAGAGGGCAUGGCAAAUGGAGUUUUACCAUGCAGCAAGACAACUGCUUCCAAAAAAUGUACAUAUCUCUCCAGAUGUUGGUGCUGUUUUUGCUUCAGAGGGCUGGGUGGACUUUUAUGUUGAUGGUAAACAUGAUUGGAUGAUAGAGCUACGUCAUGCAAUUGUGGAUAUUAGAAGUGGUAUAGGUAGACCCCACAACCUGAAAUCAGGUGUCAUUUAUGUUGUAUGUUCACAGGACUUUUCCAGUGUGGAAAUAUGUAUUAAUAGUAUCUGGGACAAGGUUUGGUUGUGUGGAAGUAGAGAUUUGUACACUGAGUUGGGUAUCUCAGUGACAUCUUAUUGA
This is a messenger RNA of Entrophospora sp. SA101, 1131 nucleotides long. Lineage: Eukaryota; Fungi; Glomeromycota; Glomeromycetes; Entrophosporales; Entrophosporaceae. The record is from the annotation of a GenBank genome assembly.